Messenger RNA from Prunus dulcis (almond), 1509 nucleotides. RefSeq names its product transcription factor TCP18-like. The transcript has a single exon. Lineage: Eukaryota; Viridiplantae; Streptophyta; Magnoliopsida; Rosales; Rosaceae. The coding region runs from base 1 to 1509 and encodes 502 amino acids. Gene Ontology annotation, cellular component: nucleus. Gene Ontology annotation, biological process: regulation of secondary shoot formation. Gene Ontology annotation, molecular function: sequence-specific DNA binding; DNA-binding transcription factor activity. The record is from RefSeq and is a predicted model, not a curated record.
AUGUUUCCUUCUAGCAGCAGCGCUAGUAAUUACCGGCGGCCUUUUCCAUGUGAUACCAACCAGCAGCCGCAGCUGCUCGAAAAGUCCUCUACAAAUAUCAUUGAUCAACAUGAUCAUGAAAACCCUAACUCAAUAUCACAUGAUGACCAUCAUAUUCGUCAGUACUAUUCACACUACUCUGAAGAUCAUCAACAUCAGGCACCUAAUAAUUUUCUUGAACACGACGGACUGCUUUUGAGCUACUUGCUAUCUCAGCAGCAGCUCUUGGUUGGAAGCUCCAGUCCGAAUAUGAACAGUGCUACUUCUCAUCAUGUUCAAGCUCAUGAUACUACUGAAAUCAGCGUUGUGGCUUCCAAUUCAAACAAAAAAGUAAUGGAUCGUGUUGACGAGGAUCGGACUGCCCCAGCUGCAACUUCGAAAGGGUGCUCUUCAAAGAAGAAGAGCAAUACAUCAAAUGGAGAAAGCAAGAACGCGAAGGCUCCUCGAAAGAGAUCAAGCGGGAAUAAGGACAGGCACAGCAAGAUCUACACAGCUCGAGGCCCAAGAGACCGCAGAAUGAGGCUGUCUCUUCAAAUUGCCCGCAAGUUCUUUGAUCUUCAAGACAUGCUGGGGUUUGAUAAAGCCAGCAAAACCAUCGAGUGGCUUUUCACAAAGUCCAAGACUUCCAUCAAGGAACUCAAGCAGCACCUCAACAUCUCACCCCUGGCAGCUUACAGCUGUAGCACCAAUGCCAACGCUACUUCUACCAGCACAAUCACUGCAAAGAUGAAUUCGUCCACUUCUGAGAAUAGCGAAGUUGCAUCCAAGAUUCAGGAGACUGCAAAUGGCGACGUACACUCGAUUGGGACAUUGGAAAGAGAGAAAAAGAACAGGAAGUUAUGUGUGGUUGCGAGGGAAUCGAGGGUCGAGGCAAGAGCAAGGGCAAGGGAGAGAACAAGGGAGAAGAUGAUGAGGACCAGAUCAGGUUUGGAUCAAUAUCAGAAUUUAAGAAAACAAAGCCCUGAUGAUGAUCAAGUACCACAAAAUCCUAAUAAUGAUCAAUUCUCAGGCGGUCACUACUUAUGGUCUUCUAAUUGUCCUAAUGAUCAAUUGUUUGAACCUGGAAUGAUGAUGAAUUCCAUGGUGAUGAGCAUCAAUCAUCAUGAUGAGAAGGUUGUGGGCAGCACAACAAUUCCCAGUGGAGCAAAUUCCGAGGAUUAUGAUUUUCCAAGUUUUCCUGGGAAUUGGGGCCAAAUCAACAAUUCCAAGAACACUACAGGUAAUAACGUGCUGCAAAUAGAUCCAAACCCUAGUAACUCAUCCACUAUGGCUACUGCUCCUCCUACCUCAUACCCCCUAGAACAAAAGCCUAGUUCAGUUUUCAUGUCCACCUCAUCAAGCAUGCAAGAACAAAACCCUAGUUCAAUCUUCGUCACAACCUUGAUUGCUGAAGACCAAAAUCCCACUACUUGUUCAAAUUUUGGGACCAAUUCAAGUAUUGUUUUGCAGUCCCAGUUCCUUGGAAAUUAA